CAUCGUGAAGCCGCGAGUGGGGCCGGAGACGAGCUCGGGCCAUGGCGCAUGCCGCUGGGGGCGAACAAGCUCCCGACUACGGGUGGAUUCUGAGCCUUAGGGAGGACGAGGCCAGGGCGCAGGCCUUGGACGAGCACCUCAGCACCCGCAGCUACCUGCAGGGCCACACCUUCUCGCAGGCCGACGUGGAGGCGUUCAGGCAGUUCUCGCGCCCGCCCGGGGAGCGGCACGUGCACGCGGCCCGCUGGUUCAGGCACAUAGGCGCCCUGGCCGGCGGGAGCCCUGGCCAGCCAAGUAAGGGCCGGCGUACCCAGCCUCCGUGGUUUCCUCCAGAGGGCACCGAGCCUUGUAAACUCCGCCUUUAUAACAGCCUCACUCGCAGCAAGGACGAGUUCGUGCCUCAGCAGGGGCGGAAGGUGACCUGGUACUGCUGUGGACCCACCGUGUAUGAUGCCUCCCACAUGGGCCACGCCAGGUCCUACAUCUCCUUCGACAUCCUGCGGCGCGUGCUCAGGGAUUACUUCCAGUUCGACGUCUUCUACUGCAUGAAUAUCACAGACGUGGAUGACAAGAUCAUCAAGAGGGCCCGGCAGAACUACCUCUUCGAGCAGUAUCGGGAGAAGAAGCCGCCAGCCGCCCAGCUCCUCCAAGACGUGGAGAGCGCCCUGAAGCCUUUUUCCCUCCAAUUAAAUGCGACCACCGACCCCGAUAAAAAGCAGAUGCUGGAACGCAUCCGGGACGCCGUGCAGCUGGCUGUAGAGCCCCUGGCCGAUUCGGUGCAAAGAAACGCCUCGAAAGAUGAGAUCAGCACCCGCGUGGAGGCGUUGCUGGAGAAGGCCAGGGACCCGCUGGCUGAGUGGCUCGACUCGCGCCUGGGCUCGCAGGUGACCGACAACUCCAUCUUCUCGGAGCUCCCCCAGGCCUGGGAAGCAGAAUUCCACCGAGACAUGGAGGCCCUGAACGUGCUUCCUCCGGACGUCCUGACCCGCGUCAGCGAGUACGUGCCCGAGAUCGUGAGCUUCGUGGAGAAGAUCGUGGCCAAUGGCUAUGGGUACGUGUCCAACGGCUCCGUCUACUUCGACACGGCCAGGUUCGAUGCGAGCGAGAGACACUCCUACGCCAAGCUGGUGCCCGAAGCCGUGGGCGACCAGAAGGCCCUCCAGGAGGGAGAAGGAGACCUGAGUGUCUCGGCAGACCGGCUGAGGGAGAAGCGAUCCCCGAACGACUUCGCUCUCUGGAAAGCUUCCAAGCCCGGAGAGCCGUCCUGGGAGUGCCCUUGGGGAAAGGGCCGCCCGGGCUGGCACAUCGAGUGUUCCGCCAUGGCUGGGACCAUUCUGGGAGCUUCGAUGGACAUUCACGGGGGAGGCUUCGAUCUUCGCUUCCCCCACCAUGACAAUGAGCUGGCUCAGUCGGAGGCGUACUUCGAAAACGACUGCUGGGUUCGCUACUUCCUGCACACGGGCCACCUCACCAUCGCCGGCUGUAAGAUGUCCAAGUCCCUGAAAAACUUCAUCACCAUCAAGGAUGCCUUGAAGAAGCAUUCAGCCCGCCAGCUGCGUUUGGCGUUUCUGAUGCACUCUUGGAAGGACACGCUCGAUUAUUCAAGCAACACCAUGGAGUCGGCCAUUCAGUACGAGAGAUUCAUGAACGAGUUUUUUUUAAAUGUGAAGGACAUUCUUCGGGCCCCUGCCGAGGUAACUGGCCGAUUUGAGAAGUGGGAAGAGCAGGAGCUCGAGCUGAACAGAAGCUUCUACGACAAGAAGAGGGCGGUUCACGAGGCGCUCUGUGACAACGUGGACACGCGCACCGCCCUGGAGGAGAUGCGGGCCCUAGUCAGCCAGUGCAACCUCUACAUGGCCGCCCGCAAGGCCGCCCGCAAGCGGCCCAACCGAGCCCUGCUGGAGAGCGUCGCCGCCUACCUCAGCCACCUGCUGCGGGUCUUCGGGGCCAUAGAAGGGGACGAGCCGCUCGGCUUCCCGGUCGGCGGAGACGCUUCCAGCCUGGACCUCGAGGCCGCCGUGAUGCCCUACCUGCAGGCGCUCUCAGACUUCCGAGAAGGAGUGCGGAAGAUCGCCCGGGAGAAGAAAGUCCCUGAGGUGCUGCAGCUCAGCGAUGCCCUUCGGGACGACGUCCUCCCCGAGCUCGGAGUGCGCCUGGAAGACCAUGAAGGCCUUCCUACGGUGCUCAAGCUGGUGGACAGGGACACCUUAGUGAGGGAGCGAGAGGAAAAGAAGCAGGCUGAAGAAGAGAAGAGGAGGAAGAAAGAGGAAGCUGCUCGGAAGAAGCAGGAGCAGGAGGCUGCCAAACUCGAAAAGAUGAAGAUUCCACCAAGCAAAAUGUUUCUAUCAGAAAAUAAGAAAUACUCCACAUUUGAUGAAAACGGAUUUCCCACCCAUGAUGCAGAGGGCAAAGAACUCAGCAAAGGACAAAUCAAGAAGCUAAAGAAACUGGUUGAAGUUCAGGAAAAACUCCAUAAAGAGUAUUUGCAGCUGGUUCAAAAUGGAGGCCUAAAAUGAGAAGAGAAGGCAGAUGAAUUUUCUUGAAAUAAUCCAAAGUGAAGGAGCAACUCGUCUGUGCCUACCAACAGCCAUCCAUCUCCUGAAGCCUUUGUCAUGUUGACCAUCUCUCUGGUGGCCCAGAUGAGGGAUUUGGAUGGUCCAGAUACCCCGUCAUGCAAUGUCCACUCUAGAAUUUCGAUAAUAAAAUGACCCACAGGACCCUGAAGCUGAGCCAGCUUUCCUCUCCCACAUUGCCUGUGUGGCACUCUCAGACAAUACUGCUCGGUCAGCAGCUCCCAGAUGAGGGGCCCCUCAGUGUGAUGGCUUCAGCCGACUGAGAAAACUGUUUCCUAUGCUGAUUGUUAUCCAGCUAAUCUCAGCUGUGGUCUGAGGGCAUCGACCUGAGAGAUGUUAGGAGGUGAAUAAAAUGUCCAGCAAUUGUAUAACAGAACCCACCAAGAGACCCUAAACAAAGGUUUGUCUUUUUAGUCAUGAUGAAUAAAUCCUUCACCAGUUC
Molecule: messenger RNA, 3015 nt
Organism: Gracilinanus agilis (Agile Gracile Mouse Opossum)
Lineage: Eukaryota; Metazoa; Chordata; Mammalia; Didelphimorphia; Didelphidae
Gene: CARS1
Product: cysteinyl-tRNA synthetase 1
Exons: 23
Coding region: 42-2516 (824 amino acids)
Biological process (GO): cysteinyl-tRNA aminoacylation
Cellular component (GO): cytoplasm
Molecular function (GO): ATP binding; cysteine-tRNA ligase activity
Source: RefSeq, a predicted model, not a curated record